Molecule: messenger RNA, 1271 nt
Organism: Propithecus coquereli (Coquerel's sifaka)
Lineage: Eukaryota; Metazoa; Chordata; Mammalia; Primates; Indriidae
Gene: EIF1AX
Product: eukaryotic translation initiation factor 1A, X-linked
Exons: 7
Coding region: 249-683 (144 amino acids)
Biological process (GO): translational initiation
Cellular component (GO): cytoplasm
Molecular function (GO): RNA binding; translation initiation factor activity
Source: RefSeq, a predicted model, not a curated record
GGCGGCGGGAGGCGUGUAACAGUGACGCAAGCAGCCGCGACGCCAUUUGCUGCCGCCGAGCGUGGACGCAGGGAAGUCUCGGAAGAACUCGGUCGCGAGACUCUCCCGCGCACGCUAGCCAGCCACCAGUACCUGUUUAGUCCCGCGCGCUCCCUCGUGUCACCCCUCGGAGGAGUCGCCGCCGCCGUCGCCACCGCCACCGCCCCCCGGAAAGAAAUCAGAGGCUCCGCGAGGCCGCCGUUUCCGCCAUGCCCAAGAAUAAAGGUAAAGGAGGUAAAAAUAGACGUAGGGGUAAGAAUGAGAAUGAAUCUGAGAAAAGAGAGCUGGUGUUCAAAGAAGAUGGACAAGAGUACGCUCAGGUUAUCAAAAUGUUAGGAAAUGGAAGGUUAGAGGCGAUGUGUUUUGAUGGUGUAAAGAGGUUAUGUCACAUCAGAGGGAAAUUGAGAAAAAAGGUUUGGAUAAAUACUUCAGACAUUAUAUUGGUCGGUCUCCGAGACUACCAGGAUAACAAAGCCGAUGUAAUUUUAAAAUACAAUGCAGAUGAAGCUAGAAGUCUGAAGGCAUAUGGCGAGCUUCCAGAGCAUGCUAAAAUCAACGAAACUGAUACAUUUGGUCCUGGAGAUGAUGAUGAAAUUCAGUUUGAUGACAUUGGAGAUGAUGAUGAAGACAUUGAUGAUAUCUAAAUCGAACUCAACAUUUUACAUUCCAAUUUCUCUGAAGAUUGUCCUACAGUAUGGAUUUUGGCCAACACCCUUAAAGAAGAUUAAAAUUUCAUUAGCAUGAAUGCAAUUUGUUAAAGCAGACUGAUUUGUUUCUAAGGUAUUUGUGUUUCUUUAAAAACUGAUAAUGCUGAAUUACGUUAAGUGAGAUGUUAAGCCUACUUUGUUCUUUUGAUGUAAUGGAGCUUAUGGGUAGAUAGAAGACCACAUCUCCUAUUUUAAAAAAGAAAAAAAUGCAUUGCUGCCUUUCCUACUUUGACCACUUCCAGUAAGUAAAUGGAUGUUUCGAAUAAACCAUUUGCCUUGUAUUCAACAUGAAUUACGAUUAAGCCCUAGUUUUGACUAGCCUAUUGACUGUACAGAAUCUAUAUGUGUAUUCCAGUUACCUAGAUGUUCUUUGAGAUUUUGAUAAAAUGUGAGGGAGGCAGAAAUCUGCAUUUGAAGUCAAAAAUGAUAAGUCUGUUUUACAUAUUUAAGUAGCAUGUGGCUAUUUUUAUACUAAUUUUGAUAUUAUGUACAUUCUUUUCAUGAUCUCGUUUUGCCACCAUAAAC